CUUUGGCAGACAGCCACAGCACAGUGUGUAAGACGCUGCAACACCGUGCCUUCCGACUUUCGAAUUCGGGGUCAACGCGAAGCGACUACUAGUACGGACAACCCGGUACGGUCGCGCCCCAACACCGCACACAACCCGACGUCAGCGGCACCGAGCUUUCCCAUUAGAGAGUACUACCUAAUUAUCUAUCCUCCAGCACACCGAGCCCGAAACACCACCCACGGACUUGCGCCUGUCGCCCGAUUCCACAGCGCGACCGUUGCCCACCAUGCCCACCCAGUGGGUAGACUGGUCGAAGACGACCCGGUCCAAGGACUACCGGGGCUCCGGCUCCUUUGCAACCUUUCUCAUCAUCGGCCCGGUAUGUUUCGCUCUGGGCAUCCUCUUCGCCUCGUUCCCCUACGACUUCCCGCUCCUCUGGACCUCGGACCCGAUCCCGCCUUCCUUCCUCGACCACCUGGAGACGCACCUGCGCUUCAUGCACCAGUCGCCGCCGCUGAUCGCGCGCAUGCUGCACAUCAUCGUCUUCGUCGGCUUCCUCGGCUUCUUCAUCAAGCUCUUCCGCCCCUCCGAGGCCAACGUGCUCUUCGACGGCGGCAGCCUGAUCCUCUACGUCAUCGGCGCCGGCGUCUACCUGAGCAACAUCGUCAAGGGCAUGCGCGCCGUCAGCCAGCCCGGCGGGCUCGCCGCCGCCGAGACCGCCGCCCGGGACGCCCAGGACGCCCUGCGCGCCGCCGCCGCCGCCGCCGCCGCCGCCACCUCGGGGGCGGGCACCGGCGACGCGGCCGGCGGCGAGGGCGCCCGCUACUACGACCACUACCACCACCACUCGGGCCCCAUCUCGGGCGAGGUGGUGCUCGGCCGCGAGGACAGCCUGAGGGUGCUGAGCGCGAGCCACGUGAUAUUGGCACUGGUGCUCGUGGGCGUCUUGGUGCUGCAGGCCGGCCAGUGGUAUGCGGAGCGCAAGGAGGCGGACGAGGUGGCCAAGCUGGAGAGGCAGGAGGCCGAACGGAAGGCCGCCGCCGCGGCUGCCGGAAGUAAGAAGAAGCUGUGAACGGACAGGACGUCUCGUCGGCUUUUUGGCUUGUCGGCUCGGAAAAAAAGGAACAUAAGAUAAAUAAAAAAUAAAAAUGAAGCGUUGGAUUCGGGUCAAGUAUAAGAGAAUGGGAUGGGUGGUUGUUUUUACUUUAGAACCUCGGCUGAGUCUGAGUCUGGCUACGUAUUGUUCUUUUUUUAAUCGACAAAGCGGAGCUAUGUUUAUUUCAGCUCACCAUCAUCCUCUACAGCUGGCCGAAUAGGAAAUGGUGUCUUCACGUCCUGUGCCACCUCCCGUCACGAGUAUGGUAAGAAGAGGGGCUACCCCAGGUUAAGGAAAUGGGUUUUCUGAUGUUUCAGUCCUGGCCGCCUCCAUGACAUGCGCAGUAGAUCGACGCCGUACGCAUUAUUUCGUACUCUAUAACCCCUUAACUUACC
This is a messenger RNA of Thermothelomyces thermophilus ATCC 42464, 1473 nucleotides long. RefSeq lists its product as uncharacterized. Gene Ontology annotation, cellular component: endoplasmic reticulum membrane. Lineage: Eukaryota; Fungi; Ascomycota; Sordariomycetes; Sordariales; Chaetomiaceae. The record is from RefSeq and is a predicted model, not a curated record. The transcript is spliced from 3 exons. The coding region runs from base 269 to 1054 and encodes 261 amino acids. Gene Ontology annotation, biological process: endoplasmic reticulum to Golgi vesicle-mediated transport.